This is a messenger RNA of Penicillium roqueforti, 1101 nucleotides long. Its product is annotated as mRNA splicing protein PRP18. Gene Ontology annotation, biological process: RNA splicing; generation of catalytic spliceosome for second transesterification step. Lineage: Eukaryota; Fungi; Ascomycota; Eurotiomycetes; Eurotiales; Aspergillaceae. Gene Ontology annotation, cellular component: U4/U6 x U5 tri-snRNP complex; U5 snRNP; U2-type post-spliceosomal complex. The record is from RefSeq and is a predicted model, not a curated record. The transcript is spliced from 2 exons. The coding region runs from base 1 to 1101 and encodes 366 amino acids.
AUGGAUUUCGCCGCGUUGAUGUCCAAGGAGAUCUCUAAGGCUAAGGGUAGUGAUUCCUCCAAACCAUCCGCCAAAGACACCGCAAAAAGCUCCCCAGUACCAGCAAAGAAAUAUAUGCGACGAGGCGAUGUCGAAGCUGCCCGCAUUCAAGCCUACAAAGAAGAGCAAGAGAGACUUGCACGCGAACGUGAAGAGCGCAUGGCGAACAAGCGCAAGCUCGAAGACGAAGAAGCGGAUCGAAACCGAGAACGCGAGGAGAAGAAGCGAAGACUAGCCGAGGAGUCCAAGACGAGAAGAGAACAAGAAGAAUCAGCCAAAGAACGUGAACGGCGGCGGAGACUCGGUCUGCCCGAGCUGCCUGAGAACACCCCAGCCGACGGCGACGAAGAGGAAGAUAUCGAGGAGGAGGAGCUUAUUGCAAAAUUACGAGAGUUGAAUGCGCCAAUAAUAUUGUUUGGAGAGGACUACCGAGCCCGUCUUCGACGAUAUCGUCGUCUGGUUCAACGUGCCGCUAUUCCCAAGAAGAAGGUGACCGAUGGACCUAUCCCUACCACUCUGGAGCCUGUGCCUGGUGGACAGAUGAUCAUCCCGGCCAAGAUCCCGAAAGACCAAGAGGGCCGUCUGUUCCUUUUCCGGCAGUUGGGAUCUUACUUCAACAUGGUUUUGUCAGAAUGGGAACUGGCACUUGCGAAGCGUGAUGUUUCUGUGCGGGAAAGCUUCCAGGGAAAACAAGCGUUCAAUGCCAUGACUCAAUCACGCGAGAAUAUGACACCGUUGUUUCGCCUCUUCGAGAAGGCUGAGCUAGAGGACGGGCUGUUGGAGCCGAUCGUUGAAAUCGUUCACAAGGCGCAGCAGCGGCGAUAUGUCGAUGCAAAUGAUGCUUACCUACGAGUGAGCAUCGGUAAAGCAGCAUGGCCUAUCGGUGUGACCAUGGUUGGUAUUCACGAGCGAUCUGCACGAGAGAAGCUGCAUCAAAGUGACCAGCAGGCACACAUUCUGAGUGACGAGAUUACUCGCAAAUAUCUACAGAGUAUCAAGCGCUGCUUGAGCUUUGCGCAAGUCCGCUGGCCCCCGGAGGAUCAAUUGCAGAUGAUGGGCUAG